AUGCGCGUCCUACCAGCACUGCUAGCAGCGUUCGCCCUUCUGCCACUCCUCACACGCGCCGCAUUUCACUCCAACGAUACUGCCUGCACACGGCACUACACCGUUGAAUCCGGCGACACCUGCGACAAGAUCGGUCAAAAGACCCUCACUUCCACCUACCAGAUCCUCGCGUUCAACCUCCUUUCCGCAGGUGCCGACUGCUACACGCUAGAGAUCGGCACGCGUCUCUGUCUCGGACGCUAUGGAAACGACUGUCAAUUCGUGCAUCAGUGUACCAAUCAGGACACCUGCGAGAGCAUCGCCAGUGCCUACGGCAUCUCGACCGAACUAUUGCAGAACAACAACCCGAGUUUGGAUUGCAAUGUCGUGUACGAUGGCUUGAUGCUGUGCGUUAGUGCCGGAAGUAUCAGGCCGCCGGCCGACGACAGUCUCAAUUCCACUGAUGUUAUGGCUGCCAGGGAGCAGGCGAGGCAGAUGUGGCUCGUGCAACAAAAGGCAGAGUUGCCCCAGCCCGAGUCAGGGUCAGAGCAGAAGAAGAAGGCGACUACCAAGCAUCCGCACACCUCACAUGCAUCGCACAGCAACAAGCAUCACCAGCACAGCGGUGGAUCAUCCUACAAGCCAGCGUCCCAGCCAGAACCAGCCGCGGACAAGACAGCAUCACCAAAGCAGCAACGCGCAGCAUCAGAUGACGAAGCUUCGCAGGAGAAGCAAAACACAUCGUCACAAGAGAAUCUCGAAGGGCAGUUUGUGGAUGAUCUCUUGACCUCGACGCCACCAGGCUCAAAUCACACUCCAAAUCUGCAACAACAAGAAACGCCACUGGUUGGCACUGAUUCUGCUACUGCACAGCACAAACGUCAUCGUUCCCUCUCGUCUCGUUCGCAUCAUCAGAGAUCACAUACCCGUUGA
Pseudozyma hubeiensis SY62 is the source of this 912-nucleotide messenger RNA. RefSeq lists its product as hypothetical. Bases 1 to 912 code for a protein of 303 amino acids. The transcript has a single exon. The record is from RefSeq and is a predicted model, not a curated record. Lineage: Eukaryota; Fungi; Basidiomycota; Ustilaginomycetes; Ustilaginales; Ustilaginaceae.